Messenger RNA from Aplosporella prunicola CBS 121167, 1614 nucleotides. RefSeq lists its product as uncharacterized. The record is from RefSeq and is a predicted model, not a curated record. Gene Ontology annotation, biological process: transmembrane transport. The transcript has 5 exons. NCBI's taxonomy places the organism in Eukaryota, Fungi, Ascomycota, Dothideomycetes, Botryosphaeriales, Aplosporellaceae. Gene Ontology annotation, molecular function: transmembrane transporter activity. The coding region runs from base 1 to 1614 and encodes 537 amino acids.
AUGGGCGAGAAAAAACACGACAUCAGCCCCGACGGCACUGGCCAGGAACAAAGGGAGGCCGUGUCUGGAACAUCUCCCGAGGACUCCGUCGCCGAGAAACAGGGCGAGCGCCGCGAGGUUACCAUUUCCGAGGACGAUGAGGAGACCUACAAGGAACUUCCCUACUGUUGGCCCGCAUGGUACAGGUGGUACAUCCUUACCGUCAUCUUCGUCAUCCAGUGUUCCAUGAACUUCAACGCCAGCAUCUACGGCAAUGGCGUCGGCGGCAUGGAAGAAGCUUUUGGCCUGAGUGCCCAAGGUGCUCGUGUCGGCCAGAUGAUAUUCCUCGUCGCCUACGCUUUCGGCUGUGAGCUAUGGGCCCCCUGGAGUGAGGAGUUUGGGCGAAAGAUCAUCCUCCAGUUGAGUCUUGGCCUUGUCAACAUCUGGCAGAUUCCCUGCGCCCUAGCCCCCAACUAUGGUACUAUCGUCGUUUGCCGUUUUCUCGGUGGCCUCUCUUCCGCGGGUGGAUCUGUCACCCUAGGCAUGGUGGCCGACAUGUGGCAACCCGAUGACCAGCAGUUCGCUGUCGCCUAUGUUGUCUUCUCCUCCGUCGGUGGCUCUGUCAUUGGCCCAAUUGUCGGUGGCUUCGUGGAGACGUACCUGCACUGGCGAUGGGUGUUCUGGCUUCAGCUUAUUUUUGGAGGCGCAACUCAGCUUCUCCAUGCCCUCACCGUCAAGGAAACAAGAACCUCGGUUUGUCUCAAUCGGAUUGCCGCCCAGCGACGCAAGGAUGGCGACAAGGACGCCCUUACUCUUGAUGAGUACAGGAAAAUGAAGAUCAAGGAGUCGGGCGUUUGGAACAUUGGCGGCCUUCCUCUUAAAGAGAUCGGGACCAUCUGGUUCCGACCGUUUAAAAUGUUCCUGACGGAGCCCAUCGUCCUUUUCCUUUCGCUCCUGAGUGGUUUCAGUGAUGCUCUCAUCUUUACCUUCCUUGAGUCGUACAGCCCUGUCUUCAAGCAAUGGGAUUUUAGUGCGAUUGACAUUGGUCUCGCCUUCAUUCCGCUUCUUGUUGGCUAUCUGAUUGCCUACUUUUCCUUCUUCCCCUGGUUUUAUAAGCAACGACAGAAGCUCAGAGCAGGGACUCUCCAGCCGGAGUAUCGUUUAUGGUGGUUGCUGUUCACUGCACCACUCGAAACGAUUGGUCUUUUUGGCUUCGCUUGGACAAGUCUUGGGCCGGAGUACAACGUCCACUGGAUCGCACCAAUGAUAUUCUCCGCGCUCGUCGGUAUUGCCAACUAUGCUAUCUACAUGGCUACAAUUGACUAUAUGGUCGCGUCCUAUGGACCUUACUCUGCUUCUGCUACCGGAGGCAAUGGGUUUGCCAGAGACUUCCUUGCGGGUAUCGCCGCGCUUUAUGCCACACCACUCUACACCAAUGUUGGUGGCAAGUUCCACCUUGAAUACGCUUCGACUAUUCUUGCUUGUCUUGCACUUUUGGUCACAAUUCCGAUUUACAUCUUCUACUUUUACGGGCCUCAAAUCCGCGCAAGGUCCAAGUUCGCGCAGGAGAUCGACAACGAAACUCACAAGCACGAAGAUCACCGUCGUGAGUCUUUGCGCAUUGCGCAGGUUUAA